GUAUACGACCACCAAAUGGAAUUUGAGGGAGGAGUGUUGUUACCAUUGUUUCACGAGCAUCCUAUGAUGCCUUGGAAUGAUCUGAGGAGAGGUGAGUGUUGUGGGAGAUAUGAAUCACAGAGUGACGGCUACUAUUGUAAACUCUGUGUCUUUUUCGUCCACAAGAAAUGUGGCAACAACGAGCUCUCUCAAUUCAUCGACCACCCAUCUCACCCCAAUCACACUCUCCAGCUUCGACAUGAUAAAGGAGGUAACAUAUGUGAUUUAUGUGGUUGGAAAAUCGCAAAGCUAUGCUAUCGUUGUCAGAUGUGUGACUUCGACUUGGAUCUACACUGUGCCAAGUACCCACCACCAGAUGUUAUUGACAAUUUUGAGACUCAUCCCCACAAGCUCACACUUGUCAAGGAACCGAUUUUGUUCAACUGUUCUGCUAAAUGCGGGAAGGCUAGUGUUGGACUUACUUACAAAUGUGAUGAAUGCGAUGUAGCCUUCCACGUGGAUUGUGUAUGGCACCCAGCAACAGAUCAUCCGACAGAGGUAAACCAUCCUUACCACUCCUUGCAUCCUCUUAAGCUCCUCACAGGUCCGCCACCGGACUAUUCUGAUGGUAAAUGUCGUCUUUGCGGAACAGAGAUUGACAAAGAAUUGUUUUAUAAUUGUUCUUCUUGCAACUUCACACUGGAUAUGCCUUGUGUUUUGAACCCACCACAAAAAUCUCUUGUUGAUCCGAAAGUGCAUGAUCACCAACUCACCCUUCUUCCACGACUCGAUUCUUUUACAUGUAAUGCUUGCGGUCUAAAAGGAGAUCGAAGCCCUUACGCAUGCUUUGAUUGUGGUUUCAUGAUCCAUCAAGACUGUCUUGGCCUUCCACGUGUCAUUAACAUCAACCGGCAUGAUCACCGUGUUUCUCGUACUUCCGUUCUUGAGCAAAUGGAAUCUGAGGGAGUGUGGUUACCAUUUCACGAGCAUCCUAUGAUGCCUUGGAAUGAUCUGAGGAGAGGUGAUUGUUGUGGAAGAUAUGAAUCACAGAGUGACGGCUACUAUUGUAAACUCUGUGUCUUUUUCGUGCACAAGAAAUGUGGCAACGACGAGCUCUCUGAAUUCAUCAACCACCCAUCUCACCCCGGGCACACUCUCGAGCUUCAACAUGAAUCAAGUAACAGAUGUGACUUUUGUCGUUGGAAAAUCUCAAAGCUAUUCUACCGUUGUGACAUGUGUGACUUCGACUUGGAUCUACACUGUGCCAAGCAACAACCACCAAAUGUUAUUGACAAUUUUGAGACCCAUCCCCACAAGCUCAUACUUCUCAAGAAAGGGACUAAGUUCGACUGUUCUGCUAAAUGCGGGAAGGCUAGUGGUGGACUUCCUUACAAAUGUGAUGAAUGCGAUGUAUCCUUCCACGUGGAUUGUGUAUGGAACCCAGCAAUAAAGCUAAAUUACUCACCAGAGGUAAACCACCCUUACCACUCCUUGCAUCCUCUUAAGCUCCUCACAGGUCCACCACCGCACUAUUCUGAUGGUAAAUGUCGUCUUUGCGGAACAGAGAUUGGUGAAUAUUUUUAUCAUUGUUCUUCUUGUAACUUCACUGUGGAUUUCCAUUGUGUUCUUAUUCCACCACAAAAAUCUCUUGUUGAUCCGAAAGUGCAUGAUCACCAACUCACCCUUCUUCCAAGACUCGAUUCUUUUACAUGUAAUGCUUGCGGUCUAAAGGGAGAUCGAAGCCCUUACGCAUGUUUUGAUUGUGGUUUCAUGAUCCAUCAAGAUUGUCUUGGCCUUCCACGUGUCAUUAACAUCAACCGGCAUGAUCACCGUGUUUCUCGUACUUCGGUUCUUGGUGACGCUGCUAUGAAUUCUGUGUGUGGAGUUUGUCGCAAGAAAGUGGAUUGGACUUGUGGUGGGUUUUCUUGCAAGAGGUGUCCUGGCUAUGUCGUUCAUUCUAAAUGUGCUACCAGAAAAGAUGUGUGGAAUGGGGAAGAACUAGAAGGAGUACCUGAAGAAGAAGAAGAUAUAGAACCAUAUGUGGUGAUAGACGACAACACAAUACAACAUUUCAGCCACAAAGAGCAUUACCUCAGAUUCAAUGAGAAUGGUGUUUUGUAUGAGGAUACCAAACGAUGCAGCGCAUGCACCCAUCCCAUCGGUCUUCAAUCUUUUUAUAGCUGUGUGAAUUGUGAUUUUUCUCUACAUCAGAAUUGUGCUGAAUGUCCUAAAAGGAGACGACAUGUACUACACAAUGAACGGCUCACUUUAGUUACAAACAAGGAGCUACAAGUCUUCAGUUGUGAUGCUUGCUAUCGAAGGUCCAAUGGUUUCAUGUACAAGGAUGAAGAUAAGGAUUUUGAUGUCUUGUGCGGUUCAAUUUCUGAGCCAUUUUUCCAUCCAAGUCAUCCCCAACAUCCCUUAUAUUACAUUCCAACAGAAGAAGUAGAAAUAUGCAAUGGUUGCAACAGAAGGGAAUCACAUGUCCUCAGGUGCAUUGAAGGUGAUUGUGGAUUUGCAUUGGGAUUCAAAUGCGCCACUCUACCACAAGUGGUGAAGAAUAGAGUAGACGAUCAUCCUCUCUCACUGUGCUAUGGCGAAGAAGAGGAGGCAAGUGGUAAAUAUUGGUGUGACAUCUGCGAGAAAGAAACCGAUUCAAAGGAAUGGUUCUACACUUGUAAAGAUCAGCGGGCUAGUUUGCAUACAAGUUGUGUGCUCGGAGACUCGACAGGGCUCAUGCCAAGAAGUUUAGCAAAGAUUUGGGGCAAAUCGUGUCAGGUGGGGCUCAAUGAUAGUGUAACUCGUCCGUUUUGCAAGGGGCGGUGUAAGGAUCGUUGCAAGUACCCUAUCUACUUCAAGUUGCUUGGAAGAACCUCAGAGACAUACCUUUGCUCCGUUUCUUGCACAUAUUGGUUUCGUUGAUGAGGAAAGAUGUUUUAUUCGUUCAAGUUUCUUAUAUUCUUCCUUGGACAAGUUCACUUCCAUUAUGAAUUUGAUGAUCUCUAUCGAACUUAUUUUUAUUUUAUUUUAAAAA
This is a messenger RNA of Brassica rapa (field mustard), 3013 nucleotides long. RefSeq lists its product as uncharacterized. NCBI's taxonomy places the organism in Eukaryota, Viridiplantae, Streptophyta, Magnoliopsida, Brassicales, Brassicaceae. The record is from RefSeq and is a predicted model, not a curated record.